UAGUUAGUUCAUGGUCGUAGCCAAAAAAUAUUUUUACGGAUGACGUUGAUACGGUAACGUCGUCGGAAAAACGUUGCGUUACGGUUAUAAUUAUAAUCAUUGCGACUGACGCGUUCUGACGGAUUCUGUGUAUACAGAGCCUUCCGACGGACGGAUUGUGCAAUGGAGAAUAUAUUCCACGAGAAGCAAGAGGGAUACCUGUGCGCUCAGCAUUGCUUGAACGCACUUUUACAAGGACCCUACUUCAACGCUGUCGAUCUGGCGAAUUUCGGUCACCAAAUGGAUGAGGAGGAGAGAAUACGCAUGGCGGAAUCGGGCGUAGACAGCGAAGAUUACAAACUCUUCCUGGAGCAACCAUCGGGCAACAUGGACGACAGUGGAUACUUCUCAGUUCAAGUUAUUAGCAGUGCUUUAAAAGUUUGGGGUUUAGAACUGGUUCCAUACAAUUCCAGCACGGAACCAACGGCUUUACUGGCACAAAAUGAUCCUUCGCGGAUGAGAGCAUAUAUUUGUAAUUAUAAAGGGCAUUGGUUUACAAUAAGAAAGCUCGGAAAUCAAUGGUUUAAUUUAAAUUCAAUGCUCAAUGGACCGCAGCUUAUAUCGGAUACUUAUCUCGCAAUGUAUUUAGCUCAAUUAUUACAGGAAGGUUACUCUAUUUUUAUCGUUAUUGGUACAUUUCCACAAUGUCCUGCUGAAGAUAUUCUUCUGAAAAAUCCUAUAGUUGCAACGAAAAGUAAUCUGAAUAGCGAUGAUUCAAAGACCUCACCCAAAGGUUAUCGCUUAGGUACCAAAGCAGAAGAUGAUAUCUUCAAAGCUGCGCUUGCAAUGGGAGAAAUAGAAGUCCCACAGUCCUGUCUUAUGACCAGAAGUGCAUCCACAUUAUCACAUAAAUCUGAGUCAUCUACAAACAAACCUCGCGAAAGGAUAAUUCCCAUAGAAAUUGAGAGUAGAGAAGAGGAUAGCGAUGAGGAGGAGGAUGAAAAAAUGCAAUUAGCAAGAGCUUUACAAAUGAGUUUGCAAAAUGAUGAGGAGGAUGUAAACAAGACCUUAAACUUGAGAUUAGACCUUCAUACAGACGAUAGUACGCAUUUACCGAGUUCGGCAGAUAACGCGUUAAACGACGAGGAUGACGAACUGAGACGAGCGUUGCAAUUGAGUCUUGAAUGUGUGACUGCCCCACCAACACCUGAUCCAGAAGAUCUACGCUGGCGUCGACUGAAUCAUUUUAAUAUGUACACGAGAACGCCCAACAACGAAGCCCCCGCGAAACUAAAUACUUAACAAUAAGCACAAACUUUUUAUGUUAAACUCGACGCUGCAUUGUAAAUUAUAUAAUAGUUUAAGCUCGGAAAAAGUAUGUCAUUUUGUAUACUAAUGUUAUAACGAUAAGAAAGGCAUCUUAUUGUAAAUGAAAUUGACUAAAGGUAUAUUUCUGGUUUCUCGAGGCUGUAUGUAGCUCUCGUUACUGUGUCUCUUUUUCUCUCAACUUUGUUAUACUAAUCGUUCUCUAAAUAAAAACGUUUGAACAAGGAA
This is a messenger RNA of Linepithema humile (Argentine ant), 1533 nucleotides long. RefSeq names its product ataxin-3-like. Gene Ontology annotation, molecular function: cysteine-type deubiquitinase activity. The record is from RefSeq and is a predicted model, not a curated record. NCBI's taxonomy places the organism in Eukaryota, Metazoa, Arthropoda, Insecta, Hymenoptera, Formicidae. Gene Ontology annotation, biological process: protein deubiquitination. Gene Ontology annotation, cellular component: nucleus.